GACAAGUCAAGCAAGUGUGAUCCUGGUCUCCUCAGAGUUUGGCUAUCCGUUUCGUCUGGUAGCAAGCGGCUUAGCCUUGAGCACCAUCGGACAAGUCAUUAUCAUCGGCGAAGUGCCAGAGUCAGACAUGCUCAAGAUGCUGAAGGAUGAUUGGAGCAUGGACGAGGACUUGGCAGAGAUGUUCUACAACUACUUUGGCGGCGACAUUUACACCACCAAGCAGGCUUUGGACAGCCUCAUUCGGAAGAAAGAUACCUUCGACCCCUUUGCGGUUGUGCGAUGUCCCGGGCUGCCUUCGUGUGUGGAAAAUGCAGCGGCCAGGGCUCACCUCGAGAACAUCGCGAAGCAAGGCUUCUCUUUGGUGAAGAAUGUGAAGACGGACGAAGGUGCGAGGAUGAUUGCCCAGGAGAACGUGGGCGGGGUCAUCGACAAGGAUGCCAUCACCUUCGGUUUACCCACCAUCUUCACUGGCGCAGACACGGAAUGGGCUGUCAUCCCCUCGUCUUAUCAUAUGAAGCUGCUGAUUGCCCGUAAGCUCCAACAAAUUCCUUUGCCAACAUCAGGUGGUACUGGGACUGCACAACCAGCCGUUUGGGUGAGACAAAUCCGCAAGGACGGUGAGAAGUUCGCACAGAUUGGCAACCCGUUCAAAGUCACCGGAGAGCUGGCAGACGUGGAUGACCUUAAGAAAGCGAUUGAGAAGGAGAUGAAAUUGUCCAUCGCAGCACCCUUGAUUGAUGUUUUUAGCCAACAGGAUGGAAGUUGGAUUAGGGAAGAUGAAGACGCAUCUGUCAAUCGCGGCACGUCUAAGACAGAUUGCUAUGGCUUCACAUUGCCAUCAGCGUGAGUGCUUUUCUCAGCAGCGUUACGCCUAGCGUUCCACUUGUCUUGCCCUUCUGUGGCUGAGGUGAAACCAAUUGAGAGCAAGGGUUCCCAAUAGUUUCAACGAAUUCCAUCUUUGGAGUAAAUGUAGAGUGGAUGUCGCUGUGGCAUGACCGUGCAUCACUCACAAGAUAUGAGACACUGCGUUGACACUCUUGUCCAGCAGGUUGUGCACACAGCGGGUACAGAAACAGUGAACCAAAAGCUGUUCAAGAUACGUUUCACUCGGGCAAUGUAUACGCCCAAGCACAGCCACGAAUCCAACCAUGCAUUGUGGGAGAAGGUAAGUGCUUGAUUUUGAACCGGCUUUCUUGAGAGA
This is a messenger RNA of Durusdinium trenchii, 1201 nucleotides long. Lineage: Eukaryota; Dinophyceae; Suessiales; Symbiodiniaceae. The record is from the annotation of a GenBank genome assembly.